Molecule: messenger RNA, 792 nt
Organism: Beta vulgaris subsp. vulgaris (sugar beet)
Lineage: Eukaryota; Viridiplantae; Streptophyta; Magnoliopsida; Caryophyllales; Amaranthaceae
Exons: 4
Coding region: 1-792 (263 amino acids)
Source: RefSeq, a predicted model, not a curated record
AUGUCGACAGCUCCAGCAAGGUCUAGCAAUUUGUCUGAUGAAGAUGCUAUGGAUAGGCUGAAGAAUAGGAAGAGAUCAACAGCCUCUUCUGGGCAGACUCAAGUUGAGAGGGUUCCUCGCAAGUACCUCCGCUCAUCUACCAUCCCAACCACCAUUGACAUCACGACGGAUUCUCCUAGAGAUGAAGUCCUCGUGAGCUUUCCUGCCGACUUUCUAGCUGAAGAAGGUCUAGAAGGUGGGAUCUGGCCUGCAGCUGACAAGCUCGUAUUCCCAGCUGCACAAAAGAGGUUAAAGGGACAAGACCCUGAGGUCAUCCUGAAUCAUGCUGUUCAGCUAUCCCUGCAGCUUUCCCAGAGCUGCAUAGCUGCCAGGGACAGCUUGCGGACUGUCGCUACCCUUCAGGAUAAGGUGGCUCGCCUGCAAAAGGAUAAUUUGAGCCACCAAGCUAAGUUGGAGAGGGAGAAACAGUCUCGGCUGGAUGCUGAGAGCAAGUUAGCUGCUGAGCAAAAAUUAAUGGAGAAAGAGAGGCAAGAAAAAGAUGAAAAGAUAGCUGAAGCGGAGAAAGAAAAUGCGCCUCUGAACACAGUUGUCAGAGAUGCUGAAGAAAGGGUUUUAGAUGUUCAGCUGAGGUUCCUCAAGCUGGACUCGAUGGCUGCCUUGGAGGCCCUAGCUACUGGUGGGAAGGCAGACGACUCAGAACAAUCUACAGCUGGAUCUCCUCCACUGCUUAACCAGCCAGAGGGAGCCGCUCCAGCUAGCAAGACGAAACUGUUGGUGAUGAUGCCAGCGUAG